UCUCCCUCCCUCUUCUCUCUCUCUCUCUCUCUCUCUCUCCUUCCCUGAGAACUUCAUCUGCUCGACAAUGGCGAAUCGUACGGACCCGCUGGCGAAGAGCAUCCGGGGCACGAACCCGCAGAACCUGAUCGAGAAGAUCGUGCGGUCCAAGAUAUACCAGAACACCUACUGGAAGGAGCAGUGCUUCGGCCUCACGGCGGAGACCCUCGUCGACAAGGCCAUGGAGCUCGACCACAUCGGCGGCACCUUCGGCGGCAACAGCAAGCCCACGCCCUUCCUCUGCCUGGUCCUCAAGAUGCUGCAGAUCCAGCCCGAGAAGGACAUCGUCGUGGAGUUCAUCAAGAACGAGGAUUACAAGUAUGUUCGUGUACUUGGUGCCUUUUACUUGCGUCUCACGGGAACAGAUAUGGAUGUUUAUCGAUAUUUGGAGCCUUUGUACAAUGACUAUCGCAAAGUGAGGCAAAAGUUAACUGGUGGAAACUUUGCCUUGACACAUGUGGAUGAGGUCAUUGAUGAACUCUUGACAAAGGACUAUUCAUGUGAUAUUGCAUUGCCGCGCAUCAAGAGAAGAUGGACUCUCGAAUCGGCUGGUGAUCUGGAUCUCAGAAAAAGUGCUCUGGAAGAUGACUUUGAGGAAGAGGAAGAGAAGGAAGAGAACGAACAACUUGUUGAUGGGCUAGAAGAUGGUGCUCCCGAAAAGGACUAUUAUCGUGGACGAAGCCCAACAAGGGAAAGAGAUAGAGACAGAAGGCGUGAUAGUCACCGACACAGAGAUCGAGAUUAUGACAGGGAUUAUGAGAGAGACUAUGAUAGAGAACGUGGGCGUGGGCGUGGACGGGAAAGAGAUAGAGAUAGAGACAGAGACAGGGACAGGGAUAGGGAUAGGGAUAGGGAUAGGGACAGAGACAGAGACAGAGACAGAGAUAGAGACAGAGACAGGGACCGGUAUCGUGUGAGGGAUGAAAGAGACUAUGGUCGUGAGAGGGAUCAUGAACGAGAAGGUAGAGAACGAGACAGGCGAGACAGAGACCGUGGGCGGAGAAGGAGCCAGUCAAGAAGUCAAAGUAGGAGCAGGGACCGGAAGGACCGUGAUGGCGGGGAACACCGUAAGAGACAUGCACGUGGCAGCACAAGUCCUAGAAGGCGUGGGCAUGAAGAUAGCCGAGAAGAGCCGAAGAAGAAGAAAGAGAAGAAGGAAAAGAAGGAUGACGGGACUGAUCAUCCUGACCCAGAGAUUGCAGAAGCAAACAGGUUGCGUGCUUCUCUGGGGUUGAAACCGUUGAAGCUCUAGGCGUGACGGUUGCAGAGACAUGUUGAUUGAGUGAUUACUGACGUUGCUGCUUAGUCUGAUGGAAUGCACAUAUAGCUAAUAUGCUGUCUUUACUGUCUAAAUUGAGCGGCGAGCAAUCUCCAGAACAUUUGUUAUUUUUGUAGGCUUUCAGCUGGCGUCUUGUGAUGCAUGAGGGAAUAUAUUGCCGUCUUAUCCUCUUUGGUUGCA
Molecule: messenger RNA, 1498 nt
Organism: Syzygium oleosum
Lineage: Eukaryota; Viridiplantae; Streptophyta; Magnoliopsida; Myrtales; Myrtaceae
Product: pre-mRNA-splicing factor 38
Exons: 6
Coding region: 68-1291 (407 amino acids)
Cellular component (GO): precatalytic spliceosome
Source: RefSeq, a predicted model, not a curated record